Messenger RNA from Homarus americanus (American lobster), 690 nucleotides. RefSeq names its product mucin-2-like. The coding region runs from base 1 to 690 and encodes 229 amino acids. The transcript has a single exon. NCBI's taxonomy places the organism in Eukaryota, Metazoa, Arthropoda, Malacostraca, Decapoda, Nephropidae. The record is from RefSeq and is a predicted model, not a curated record.
AUGAUGAACUUUUACCACACCAACACAACUUUUUGUACAUCAUUAGAACUUUUUCCAUAUCAAGAGAACUUUUUCUACACCAACAGUCCUUCUACACCAACAGACCUUCCACACCAACAGACCUUCCACACCAACAGACCUUCCACACCAACAGACCUUCCACACCAACAGACCUUCCACACCAACAGUCCUUCCACACCAACAGACCUUCUUCCACAUCAACAGACCUUCUACACCAACAGACCUUCUUCCACACCCAACAGUCCUUCACAACAGACCUUCUUCCACACCAACAGACCUUCUUCCACAUCAACAGACCUUCCACACCAACAGACCUUCUUCACACCAACAGACCUUCCACCAACAGACAUUCCACACCAACAGACCUUCCACACCAACAGACCUUCUUCCCACACCAACCCUUCCACAUCAACAGACCUUCCACACCAACAGACCUUCUUCCACACCCAACAGACCUUCCACACCAACAGACCUUCCACACCAACAGACCUUCCCACCAACAGACCUUCUUCCACACAGACCUUCCACACCAACAGACCCACAGACCUUCCACACACCUUCCACACCAACAGACCUUCCACCAACUCCACAAAACAAUACUCUCGAUACUUCACAUUUUUCCUUCCCAGUUUACUGAAAGAAGUUAAAGUUGAAAAGUUGGAUUGCUAG